AUACUUUAAAAUGUUUAAUUUAACAAAACAUUAUAUUUCGAUUUGGUUCUUUGUGUAUUAAAGAUGAAUGAAAUACCUGCAACUUCUUUGCACGACGCCGUGAUGCACGGUUCGCACGAUCGUGUCACAGCGCUAAUUGAAAAUGGCGCUGACGCGGACGAAAAGGACGACAAUGGGAACCCACCUUUAUUGUUGACCGUGUGCAUUCAGGAGGAGGAGAUUUACAAUGGGAUUGUGUGGACCUUAAUUAAAAACGGGGCAGAUGUCAACGCGAGCAACAAAGGAUUAACCCCUCUGUACAAUGCAGUUUUCUACAGAAGAAUAAAAUCAAUAAAAAUGUUAUUAGAAGCUGGAGCUUGGCUAAAUAAACACUCCAAUAAUUAUGAAUUACAUUUACUAGCUCAAAAUGGGGACAAAGAAAUAUUGGAAUUAUUUUUAAAAGAUUCCAGAUGCACCUCCACAUCAGUUAACUUACCAGAUUCCAAAGGACGAACAGCAGUUUAUUUUGCAGCGGAAAAUUGUCACAAGACAACAUUAAAAAUGCUUUUGAAUCACGGAGGAGUCCUGAGUUGCACUUGCGAGCGAGGAAACGUAUUUGAAGCUAUUUUCGAGGAGGUUAGCUCUCCCGUCGAAUUCCUGCAAGAACUCUUAAGCGCUCAAAUAUCCCUGAGGAAAGUGAAAAUAAACGGAAUGCAGAAGAAAAAUUAUAAUAUAGAUUUCGGUAUACUGGCACCGAAUACAUCGGAAAGACAGAUGGAGGUAAUAAGUAACUUGGUAGCUUCAGCUUCAGAGGAAGAGAGAACAGAGGUUUUACAGCAUCCACUUAUUGAUUUAUUUUUGACUUUGAAAUGGGCCAAAACAAGUUUAAUAUUUCAUGGUUUAAUAGCUAUUUAUUUAAUCCUAGCUAUAGUUAUGGGUGUAUAUGUAACAAUAUUUGUUCAUGAUGUCAAACGAGAAAUGAGGAUUCUGAGGAUGUUUAUAAUUUGUAUAAUGUUUUUUACAUCCGUACUUAUUCUUGCUUAUGGGGUAUUACAGUUUGUUUUAGAAAAACGAAACCAUUUUAGAAGAUUUGAAAUGUGGACCAACAUUAUAUGCAGCAUUCUCUCACUAUCAGUGGCUAUAAUGGCGUUCUUUGACUUUGAUAAUGGAAAUAUUAGGGAAAGCCCUAAUUGGGUGCUUCACGUAACUAGCAUUGCCGUGCUUCUGGCCUGGAUAGAAUUAAUGCUGUUAAUUGGACGAUUGCCAACUUUCGGAUACUAUGCACUAAUGUUUGCCGCCGUCUUGCAAAACGUUAUUAAGGUCCUAGCCACAUUUCUUUGCCUAAUGAUAGGAUUCGCCUUAUCGUUCUCAAUACAAUUUUAUGACGUCAAGCAGUUCAGCACUCCCUGGCUAUCUCUGGUUAAAACUUCGGUGAUGAUGAUGGGCGAAUUGGAAUACAAAGGGCUUUUUCAUUCGGAAAAGUACGCUCUUCAUGUGAACGUUGCCUCGCAGGUCAUGUACUUGUCCUUUAUUAUCUUAACCAGCGUCGUUUUAAUGAAUUUAAUGGUUGGGUUGGCGGUUAGCGAUAUACAAGGUCUACAAAAAGCAAGUUUGUCAAAAAAACUGGAAAAACAAGCAGAUUUUUUGAGGCAGCUGGAAGAGUUGAUUUACCUUUUUAAAAGAAACGAUUCCAAAAAAAUGCCAAGGUGGAUUAAAAGUUUGUUUGUAAAGAAUAUAAACAUAUCAACAAAUUUUACCAUAGAAGCAUCGGCAAGUUUUAGAAAAAAUAGUCAGCUAUCUAAGAGAUUAAUUGAUACUAUUGUUAGCAUUGGAAAGAAGAGGAGUGGCUAAUGUGUUUAAAUAUAACAUU
Molecule: messenger RNA, 1849 nt
Organism: Brassicogethes aeneus
Lineage: Eukaryota; Metazoa; Arthropoda; Insecta; Coleoptera; Nitidulidae
Source: the annotation of a GenBank genome assembly